This is a messenger RNA of Diachasmimorpha longicaudata, 980 nucleotides long. RefSeq names its product sepiapterin reductase-like. NCBI's taxonomy places the organism in Eukaryota, Metazoa, Arthropoda, Insecta, Hymenoptera, Braconidae. The coding region runs from base 113 to 895 and encodes 260 amino acids. Gene Ontology annotation, biological process: tetrahydrobiopterin biosynthetic process. The record is from RefSeq and is a predicted model, not a curated record. The transcript has 3 exons. Gene Ontology annotation, molecular function: sepiapterin reductase (NADP+) activity.
GCGUGGUCAGACGCGAGAGCAGUGUCAAACCACCGGCGUUAACGGCAUCACAGCAUCUGUUCUGUCAAAACAUUAACAAGUCUCGAAACGCUGUUUUAUUCAUCGACUCGUCAUGGCAGUGGAGUUGCUCUCAGGAAAGACUUUCCUCCUAAUCACCGGCGCUAGUCAGGGCAUCGGCAGGCAGAUCGCCGUCACAGUAUCACGAUUAUUGGAAAAGGGCUCGAAACUGUUGCUCCUGGCGAGAAGUGAAAAUGGACUCAAGGAUACGGCGGAUCAGGUUUCCAAGGAAGUCUUCGUCGACUUCAAGAGCGUUGAUCUGUCAGUUGCCACUGCUGACCAGCUGUCAGAGAUAAUCCGGAAGUCCAUCGAUCCAUCGCAAUUCGAUCGUGUGAUGGCUGUCCACAAUGUCGGAUCGGUCGGUGAACUCUCGAAAUUCACAGCUGACAUGACCGAUUUUGACGAGUGGCGGAAGUAUUACGAUUUGAAUGUCUUCUCACCAGCUGUCCUCAACUCGGUUGUCAUGAACUUAUUCGGAGACAAUGAAGGAGUUAAAAAAGUGGUUGUCAAUGUUACGUCGAUCUGCAGCAUUCGCCCGAUGAAGUCGAUGGGAUAUUACUGCAGCGGAAAGGCUGCGAGGGAGAUGUACUUCAAGGUUUUCGCGGAGGAGAAUCCGAACGUCCACGUCCUGAGUUAUUCCCCGGGGCCCGUGGAGACGAAUAUGCUCAAAACUGUCGCUGAAUCGGCCGGCGAUGAGGAACUCCGAACGUCGUUUAUUGAUAUGAGAAAUCAGAAUAAGCAAUUGACAACUGAACAGACUGUCAAUCGUUUCGUUGAGAUUCUGCGGGGGCAGAAGUACAAAUCAGGAGCCCACGUUGACUAUUAUGAUGAUAUUUGAGAGCUCCAAUGCAUCGAGUUCUUCACACGAAAUUUUGAUUUUAAUUUUGUGUUGACAAUAAAUAAAGCUAGAGGUAAUCUAUUGA